Messenger RNA from Pristis pectinata (smalltooth sawfish), 2179 nucleotides. RefSeq names its product calnexin. The coding region runs from base 150 to 1898 and encodes 582 amino acids. The record is from RefSeq and is a predicted model, not a curated record. NCBI's taxonomy places the organism in Eukaryota, Metazoa, Chordata, Chondrichthyes, Rhinopristiformes, Pristidae. The transcript is spliced from 15 exons. Gene Ontology annotation, biological process: protein folding. Gene Ontology annotation, cellular component: endoplasmic reticulum membrane; endoplasmic reticulum. Gene Ontology annotation, molecular function: calcium ion binding.
GUGUCUGUGAGGGGUGUCGCAGGAUUACAUAGGGGAGCUGGCAACAGCCAGGGCCCAGGGCACAUUUUGUCAAGAAGUAACACUAAAUGUAGGCGUAGAUUAUUGUUCCUUUCCCUUACUAAGUUCUUUAUUUUGAAACAGUGGAUAGCAUGUGGCUACAGUUCGUCACAUGCCUCGGGAUCUCUGGAUUGGCUCUGGUCUUUGCACAAGCAGUUGAUGAUUCCAAGGAAGAUAAGGAGUUUCGAGAAAAUGCUGACUCCAUUCAACCACACAGGAUUGUUUAUAAUUCACCAAAGCCUGCUGGUGAUGUCUAUUUUGUGGCCUCCUUUGACACAGAAGGUCUUGAAGGAUGGGUAACAUCUGAUGCAACAAAGGAUGACAAUGAUGACACCAGAUAUGAAGGAAUAUGGGCUGUAGAAGAAUCUUAUGAUCAGAAAAUUCCAGGAAACAAAGGACUGGUGCUGAAAUCCCAUGCCAAACAUCAUGCUAUUGCUGCCUACUUGCAAAAACCCUUUCCUUUCAAAGACAAGCCUCUCAUUGUGCAGUAUGAAGUAUAUUUCCAGAAUGGAACUCAGUGCGGGGGUGCAUAUCUGAAGUUGCUUUCUGAAGAUGAUCAACUUGAUCUGAGGAAGUUCGAUGAUAAAACCCCUUACACCAUCAUGUUUGGACCAGACAAGUGUGGCCAGGAGUAUAAAUUGCACUUCAUCUUCAGACAUAAGGAUCCAGUAACAGGUGCAUAUGAGGAAAAGCAUGCCAGGAAACCAGACGUGGACCUCCAGAGUUACUUCCAUGAUAAAAGACCUCACCUGUACACACUGAUUGUGAGACCAGACAGCAGCUUUGAGAUGCUGAUAGAUGAAAUAUCUGUGAGUAAAGGAAGCCUACUUCAGGACAUGACUCCCUCUGUCAACCCUCCCAAAGAGAUUGAAGAUCCCAACCAUCAAAAACCUGAAGAUUGGGAUGACAGGCUUCAAAUUCCUGACCCAGAGUCAGUGAAACCCAAUGACUGGGAUGAGGACGCGCCCCUCAAUAUUCCAGAUCCCACUGCUAAGAAGCCUGAUAACUGGCUGGAUGAGGAACCAGAAUACAUUCCAGAUCCUGAAUCUAAAAAACCUUCAGAUUGGGACAUAGAAAUGGAUGGUGAAUGGGAAGAACCAAAGAUCCCAAAUCCUCUGUGUAAGACUGUGGGCUGUGGAACCUGGAAACCCCCCAUGAUCCCAAACCCUGCCUACAAAGGCAAAUGGAAAGCACCGAUGAUUGCCAAUCCCAAAUAUAAGGGAGUAUGGACACCUCGAAAGAUACCUAACCCAAACUAUUUUGAGGAUACAAACCCAUUCCAAAUGACUUCAAUUAGUGCAAUUGGACUGGAACUCUGGUCACUCACUGCCAACAUUAUGUUUGACAAUUUUAUUAUUUCAUCUGAUGAGGAGGUUGUCAAGCAAUGGGUGAAAGACACGUGGACACAAACAAAGGCAGUUUACGAUGCAGAUGGACCUGGUUUGAUCAUGCAGCUCAUUUUGGCAGCAGACAAGCACCAGUGGCUCUGGGGAGUCUAUGUAUUCACAGUUGCCCUACCAGUUAUUUUAUUCAUUAGCUUCUUUUGGCCAAAUGUGCGGUUUGGGCCCCCUGAUGAUUAUUACUACAAGAAGACAGAUGAUGUGCAGAUCAACGAUGAAGAAACACUGAUUUCAGAGGAACAGUCUCAGCAGUCGGGUAAUCCUUCCCAUGAUCAACAAGAUAAUGGAGAAAGAAGUAAUAGGAUGAAGAAAGAAAGUGCCCUGAGAAAAAUGAAAGCAAAGUUGGAAAUAUCUGCACAGGCACAAGGGGGCGGUGAGCCAGAUCUAGGGCAGAUUCCAGUCGAGGAGGCCCUGCGACACCGCAAGACCAGGCCAGAGUAACGCGCAGAGGAUUCAUCACAUCUAAAAGAUGGACUUUUACACACAAUUUUCAAUUGUCAGCCUGACCAGAGCUUGACAGAAAAAAUUUGGAUGUUUCUAAAGAUCCUGAUUUUUAUUAGUACAGGCUGUACUACAGAUAUUAGGAAGAUGCUUUUUUUUUAUUUGUAAAGAUAUGUUAAAGGUAUUCUUUAUAUUUGAGUUUAUGAUUUUCCUAGACAGAGUAAAACCUACCACAUUAUUUCAAGUUGUGAUAAAAUUAAACAUGGUUCUCUUCACUGAAA